AUGGAGUGGGUGCUGGGUGCAGCACACUUAACUCAGACGACUGCCACAGACAUCGAUGACGGGCUCACUGAGUGGACUACCAUUGCAGCAGGGAUAAACCAGCUGCAGCAACUAGGGAUGUUGUCCAGAAUUUACUCCCCUGACUUUACCCAGGUACUCCGGAGCAAAACCGUACAGAUUAAGAUGCUGCAGACUGCCUCCUCUCCAUCUCAAAGCGAUGGUGCUGCCUAUGAUCAGGAAUAUGCUCCUUCAGAAGAUGCAUCAGAAGCUUAUGCAGGCUUAUCUCUAAGUGGUAGCUUUCUAACAAUUCGGCGCCCGGCGGAGCCGCUGCGGGCGCGGACGGCGCCGCGGCCGCCGCUCGCCGCCCGCGGGGCGCUGAGCGCGCUGGCGGCGGGCGCCCUGCCGCCCUCCGCGCCCGCCGCCCGCGCCCGCCUGCGCCAGUGCGCGUCCGCAGUGCCCGAGGCCCGCGCUGUGCUCGACAUACUGGAGAAAUGCCCGCGGCACCCGAAGAAGGGGGAUUUUCCCGUCAUAGUCGUGGAGGGACUGGAUGCAACAGGCAAAACCACUGUAACCGAGUCUGUUAAGGAUGCCCUGAAUGCUGUUCUGUUAAAGUCACCACCAGCUUGCAUCAGCCAGUGGAGGACAACAUUCGAUAACGAACCAGCACUCAUUAGAAGGACUUUUUAUGCUGCGGGCAACUACAUUCUUGCUUCAGAAAUAGCAAAAGCAUCCAUUCAGUCACCUGUGAUUGUAGACAGAUACUGGCACAGCACAGCUGCCUAUGCAAUUGCCACUGAAAUAAAUGGGAAAGUCGAGGAUCUUCCACCGGCUCACCAUGAGGUGUACCAGUGGCCUGAGGAUCUCCUUAAGCCUGAUCUUGUUCUACUCCUGACUCUCAGCCCUGAGGAGAGGAUCCGGCGGCUGCAGGGUCGAGGGCUGGAGAAGACAAAGGAGGAAGCUGAGCUGGAGACUAACAGCUUGUUUCGCCAAAAAGUUGAAGAGUCCUACAGAAGGAUGGUGAAUCCUGCAUGCCAAGAGGUUGAUGCCAGCCCCCGCAAGGAAGAGGUUCUCAAGACAGUGUUACAAUUAAUUAAAAAACAUUGUGCUCUGUGAAAACAGAUUCUAUGUAACACCACUUAAAGAUACUUUUUAUUCUCCUCUGUUUCUGCUACCUGAAAACACACUAUGAUGUAUUUUCUUCCGCAGAUGAAUCUUUUCUGUCUUCUAUCUACAGUAAUUGUGGCAGGUUAUCUAUUUCACUGUUGCCUAGUAUACUUUUCUACAUAGGGCAAAAUACAGUUUCUAUUCAUUCAGCAUUCCUAGCAGAGCCACAAACAUACCACAGCAUUGUAUCAGGUCUGUAAGUGCUGCGGUGACAUUUCAAGAUGUCAUCAUGUUGCAUCAUCACAAGGAGAACCUGCUCCUGAGUACCAAAAUUCAGUAGAUUGCAGCAGGGAUAUUAGGUACAGAAGGAGAUGCUGGAAUUUAAUACAACAGAAAGCCAGGAAAAUGAUCAUUACAUUUAGGAACAGAGAUCCUGGUGGUCAAGUACUGUUUUCUGGAACAGAGGAUGAACAGUCACUGCUAUGAUGAGCAUCUGCUGGAAAAUAUGUGGUAAAUAUGAGCUAGCAAGCAUUUUGGUCUCUAAGCCUGUUGACAAGCCUGUUAAUUUAUGCAAAUGAAAUAUCAAUUAAUUUCAGAAGGAAACAGGAGAAUGCUGAUGUAUUAGAAACAGAGACCUGAGAGGAACCUGAAAUUAAAAAUAUUUGGUAAAUAAUUACUGAAGUAUUUUUCUGCACAGCAUUUUCUCUAUCUGAUUAAUAAGAUUGUUAAUAUAAAAUUUUGUUCCUUUGAGACAAUGUGAAAUGAAAAACCAUAGAAAAUUUGAGCCAUGAAAAUGAUUGUACCUUUGCUUUCUCCCUCCUCCAAAUGUGCUGAAUAUGAAAGCUGGCAACUGUCAAGACCUCAGUUCUGCAAAGCCUUAUUUUUAUGUAUGUUGCUUUCACUAUCAUUAUUCUUAAGUAUAAAGCAAAACGUAUGAGUAAGUCUUUGUGAGGUCAGACAUGAGCAGCAGUUCAAGAAAGAACCUAAAUAAAAUGUCAUUUUAUUUAAAACACUGUUUAUGCUUUCCUAUGUUAAAUACAAUUAUUUGUGAAUCUGUCCUAUCAGUAAAAAUGUACUCAGAAUUACAGUUCCUGUAUCCAAUCCAUAUAUGCAAGGGGAGAAGGUCGUAGAAAGAAAAACUUCUAAAAAUCAUAUGUUCAUAUGUUUUGUUAAUGUAGCAAUUAAUAUUUUUGAU
Rhea pennata is the source of this 2299-nucleotide messenger RNA. It is a transcript of the gene CMPK2, whose product is annotated as cytidine/uridine monophosphate kinase 2. NCBI's taxonomy places the organism in Eukaryota, Metazoa, Chordata, Aves, Rheiformes, Rheidae. Gene Ontology annotation, biological process: dUDP biosynthetic process; dTDP biosynthetic process; dTTP biosynthetic process. The coding region runs from base 1 to 1113 and encodes 370 amino acids. Gene Ontology annotation, cellular component: mitochondrion; cytoplasm. The record is from RefSeq and is a predicted model, not a curated record. The transcript is spliced from 7 exons. Gene Ontology annotation, molecular function: ATP binding; nucleoside diphosphate kinase activity; dTMP kinase activity.